This is a messenger RNA of Iphiclides podalirius (scarce swallowtail), 1014 nucleotides long. Lineage: Eukaryota; Metazoa; Arthropoda; Insecta; Lepidoptera; Papilionidae. The record is from the annotation of a GenBank genome assembly.
AUGCCGUGGACUAGCAUGAACAGAAUUUACGCGAAACCAUCCAACACAAGCGGGGCUGACGUUGCAUCGAGUGCAGCUGCCGUCGGCGUUCGCUCAGCAUCCACAGCCACGGCGGACACCGGCGGCCGUUUCGAGCUCAGCGACCACGGCUACGGCAAAAGCUGCGUAAAGCUACUACACGUUUACCGCGAUGGGGACUAUCACGCCAUCCGCGAAUACGACGUGUCCACGGACUUGAAGCUCACCAGCGAAUCACCGUAUGUCGUUGGGGACAAUAAAGACGUGGUCGCCACCGACUCUCAGAAGAAUACCGUUUACUUGCUAGCCAAAAAGCACGGCAUCAAAACCCCUGAAGAAUUCGGCGCUGUCGUAGUGAACCAUUUCCUAUACACUUAUAAGCAGGUCAGCGAGGCCAAGUGCCGUGUGGUGGAAUAUCCUUGGGAAAGGCUGCAAGCCGGAGCCCCCCACAACCACGCAUUUGUUUUCUCGCCAACAGCUACAAGAUGGUGCGAAGUAUCUCAAGUUAGACAUGAUGCAGUUAUAGUGAAAUCCGGGUUGAGUGGUUUACGAGUUCUGAAGACGACCCAGUCAGCUUUCGUCGACUUCGUUCAAGACGAAUAUACUACGCUUGCGGACGCUGCUGAACGGAUUUUCAGCACCGUGGUAGAAGCCGAGUGGACGUAUGAAAGCAUGCGAACCGCGGACUUUGACAACGCUUGGCUGACGGUCAAAGACGCGAUUCUGGACAAAUUCGCGGGACCCCCAGACACCGGCGUCUACUCGCCAUCAGUUCAGCAUACAUUGUACCAAGCUGAGAAAACGGUUCUAGAAAAGGUUUCAGAGAUUUCCUGGAUCAAAAUGACAAUGCCAAACAAACAUUACCUGAAUAUAGAUAUGUCGAAAUUUCCCGCCAACGUGACGAAAGGUGACCCCAGACAUCACAUUUACCAACCUAUCGACAAACCAGCUGGACUCAUUUACGCACAGCUACGCCGUAGACCCAAAAGUCACCUG